Molecule: messenger RNA, 719 nt
Organism: Colletotrichum navitas
Lineage: Eukaryota; Fungi; Ascomycota; Sordariomycetes; Glomerellales; Glomerellaceae
Exons: 2
Coding region: 195-668 (157 amino acids)
Source: RefSeq, a predicted model, not a curated record
CCCAUCUGAAGUCUGGCGAACGCCCCGACCACAUACGGUACCGAACCAAACCAAACCAACCACCUCAGGAUAGGUGGUUUCCCCCGGGGCUCGACGGGCCCUCCCGCUUGCAACGGUCCCGUUUCGGACAGGGAGUGCUGGGAAACCCUCACAUCGCGUUUCUGCUUUGGAACGUCACCCACCCGCGCCCCCAAAUGCAUCAUAGAGAACCUGCACGCCCGUAUCAUAACGUUGGCGAUCGUUCCACAGAUCGCAAAGACCGGGGCUCCGACUCCCGAUCCCUCCAACUCCUCCCCCCCCCUUUUCUCGCCUGUUUUCGACGUGACACGACGGGAUGGAGACGGUCAGGCGGACGACGCGGACGUCGCGGACGCGAGCACGCCCGGAAUCUUUUAGAGGAGAGAGUUACACGCGAGCCCAAGCGAGAUGAUACAAGGCUCCUUCGCGCGAUGCCGAAAAAUCGAAGGAUCACCGCCUCCUCCCCCCGACCGGCCGCCACCGGAAUAGAUACUCGCCUGGUUGGGCAUCCGACGCCUGAGAGAGCCUGCACCAUCACCCUCCCUCACCUAGCUGCUGGCCAAUGGGGGCGGCCCAGACUGUCUUCGUAUCCGCAAGAGAUCCCACUUACUCUUCGGCAAUCCUUGAUUCAUUACGCUAGCGCACGUUAGCCGCACAUGUACACUACUGGAUGGGCAGCACGCUCGCUUCUCUGUUCCUGA